AUGGCAAUCCGAUAUGAAACUCAAAUUCUUCUCUUAAUUUUUUCCAUCGUCAUAACUCUCCACUUCAAUGCAUACAAGGUUGCAGGGCUUAACAUGACUUGCAAUGAGAAAGAAAGGAAUGCACUCCUCAGCUUCAAGCAUGGAUUAGCAGACCCUUCAAACAGGCUCUCAUCAUGGUCUGAUGAACAGGAUUGCUGUAGAUGGCUAGGAGUUCAAUGCAACAACAUCACGGGUCGAGUUGUGGAACUCAAUCUUAGCACACCUCUGGACUCUCCUUACAUGGAGUUGAGUGGUGAGCUUAGUUCUUCCUUGUUGGAACUAAAAUCUUUGAUUCGUUUGGAUUUGAGUUUGAAUUAUUUUGUCAAUACACAAAUACCUAGCUUCCUUGGCUCAAUGAAGGGCCUAAGAUACUUGGACCUUAGCUUAAGUGGGUUCAUGGGACUAAUCCCUCAUCAGCUAAGAAAUCUCUCAAACCUGCAGCACCUUAAUAUUGGAUACAAUUAUGCUAUUCAGAUAGACAAUCUUAAUUGGAUAUCAAGGCUUUCUUCCUUAGAAUACCUUGAUUUGAGUGGUGUAGACCUUCAUAAAGAAGUUGAUUGGCUUCAAGUACUUAGUGCACUUCCUUCUCUUUCAGAACUACACUUGGAGAACUGUCAAAUUAGUAACUUAAGACCACCAAAAGGGAAAACCAACUUCACAUAUCUCCAAGUUCUUGAUCUUUCAAAUAACAAUCUCAAUCAAGAAAUUCCUUCAUGGAUCUCAAAUCUCAGCACAACUCUUGUCCAACUUGAUUUGAGGAGUAAUUUUCUACAGGGAGAAAUCCCUCAAAUAAUGUCAAGCCUUCAGAACAUAAAAAUUCUUGACCUACAGGGAAACCAACUCAGAGGGGAACUUCCAGAUUCAUUAGGCCAGCUUAAGCAUCUUGAAGUUCUAGAUCUCAGUAAUAAUACCAUCACAUGUCCAAUUCCCUCAUCAUUUGCAAAUUUAUCAUCCUUGAGGACUUUAAAUCUGGGUCACAACCAACUGAAUGGGACCAUUCCCAAGAGUUUUGGGUUCCUCAAAAACCUGCAGGUAUUAAAUCUUGGAGGUAAUUCUCUUACUGGUGGUAUGCCUUUAACUCUUGGGCUUCUCUCAAAUUUAGUGACAUUAGACCUUUCAUCUAAUUUGUUGGAAGGAUCAAUAAAAGAAACAAAUCUUUUAAAACUUUCCAAAUUAAAGGAACUACGAUUGUCUUCAACAAACUUGUUCCUAAGUGUCAACUCUAGUUGGGUCCCCCAUUUUCAACUUGAAUAUGUUUUACUAAGCUCCUGUGGUGUAGGGCCUGAGUUUCCAGCAUGGCUUAAAACGCAAAGUUCCCUCAAGGUCUUGACAAUGUCCAAGGCAGGUAUUUCAGACUUGGCUCCAAGAUGGUUUUGGAAUUGGACUUUGCAAAUUGAAUUCCUUGAUCUGUCUAACAAUCUGAUAAGUGGAGACCUAUCUAACAUCUUCUUGAAUUCCAGCAUCAUAAAUCUGAGUUCUAAUCUAUUCAAGGGUAGAUUGCCAAGUGUGACUGCAAAUGUUGAAGUGCUGAAUAUUGCCAAUAACUCAAUUUCUGGACCAAUCUCUCCCUUUUUAUGUGAAAGAAUGAAUGCUACAAAUAAGUUAACUGUUCUUGAUGUUUCAAAUAAUGUCUUAUCUGGUGAUCUUAGUCACUGUUGGGUGCAUUGGCAAGCUUUAAUGCAUUUGAACUUGGGUAGAAACAAUUUGUCUGGUGAAAUUCCAAACUCCAUUGGGUACUUGUCUGGUCUUGAGUCUUUGCUGUUAGACAACAAUGGCUUUUCUGGAUAUAUUCCUUCAUCUCUGCAAAAUUGCUCUAUGUUGAAGUUCAUUGACAUAGGUAACAACCAAUUUUCUGGCACAUUACCAGCUUGGAUGUGGGAAAUGCAAUAUCUAAUGGUUCUUCGCCUAAGAUCCAAUCAGUUGAAAGGAAGUAUUACUCAAAAGAUGUGUCAACUUUCUUCCCUUAUUGUGCUGGAUCUUGCCAACAAUAGCAUGUCAGGAUCUAUUCCAAAUUGUUUGGAUAACAUGAAGACAAUGGCUGGUGAAGAUGACUUCUUUGCCAACCCUUUGAAGUAUUCAUAUGGCUUUGGCUUCAACUAUGACAACUAUAGAGAAAGUCUUGUCUUAGUUCCUAAAGGAGAUGAGUUAGAGUAUAGAGACAAUCUGAUUCUGGUAAGAAUGAUUGACCUUUCAAGUAAUAAUCUGUCUGGAGCUAUUCCCCUUGAAAUUUCCAAGCUAUCUGCAUUGCGGUUUUUGAACUUGUCUAGAAAUUCUCUGUCUGGAGAGAUACCAAAAGACAUGGGAAACAUGAAACUGCUAGAAUCCCUUGAUCUCUCAUUAAACCACAUUUCAGGUGAAAUCCCUCAAAGCUUAUCUGAUGUGUCAUUUCUCAGUUUCUUGAAUCUAUCAUAUAACAACUUAUCAGGCAGAAUUCCCACAAGCACUCAACUUCAGAGCUUUGAAGCACUUAGCUACACUGGUAAUCCUGAACUUUGUGGUCCUCCCGUGACAAAUAAUUGCACAAGCAGGGAAGAGUUAUUGGGGAGUGCUUUUGAUGGACAUGCUGAUGGAGAUUUCUUUGAUACAUCAGACUUUUAUAUGGGAAUGGGAGUUGGAUUUGCAGCAGGGUUUUGGGGGGUUUGCAGUGUUAUUUUCUUCAAUAGAACUUGCAGGCAUGCUUAUUUUCAUUUUCUUGACCACUUAAAAGAUCUUAUUUAUGUGAACUUAGUCUUAAAGGCAAGAAGGUUAUGUGCAUAA
Messenger RNA from Gastrolobium bilobum, 2796 nucleotides. Its product is annotated as receptor-like protein EIX2. The coding region runs from base 1 to 2796 and encodes 931 amino acids. Gene Ontology annotation, molecular function: protein binding. The transcript has a single exon. The record is from RefSeq and is a predicted model, not a curated record. Lineage: Eukaryota; Viridiplantae; Streptophyta; Magnoliopsida; Fabales; Fabaceae.